Molecule: messenger RNA, 448 nt
Organism: Funneliformis geosporum
Lineage: Eukaryota; Fungi; Glomeromycota; Glomeromycetes; Glomerales; Glomeraceae
Source: the annotation of a GenBank genome assembly
AUGUUUAAAGACUGUGCUAAUUGCGGACAACAUAAGCAAAUUCCCCCAACCGAGACUUUAUGCUAUGCUUGCCGAGAAAAGGAGGAAGGAAAUAAUAUGACACGAAUAGAAGCAAUUCAAAAACCAACCCAAGCCAAAGAAAUAGACGCCAGUGAAAAGGACUACCUUUUCUAUAUUGCCGACCCCGGCACCACUAACGAAAUUAAGAAGAUGGAAAUCUACUCGCCCAGUAAAGGCACCGAAGAAAGAACCCGUUUAUUCCAGGAUGCUAAGGAAGAGUUUAGCGAACUAAGGAGGAUUUAUGGAAUAAGGCACCUCACGAGCAAAAAAGAAGAUAGACAAAAUAACCCCGAAAUUGAACUCAACGAAGCCCAGUUUAUUGCCCUAGAACGCGAUAAGCAAAGAGAACGCCUAAAAAGUAUUAAGGAAGUAGAAAGCAAAGGACUAU